Messenger RNA from Candidula unifasciata, 1122 nucleotides. The record is from the annotation of a GenBank genome assembly. Lineage: Eukaryota; Metazoa; Mollusca; Gastropoda; Stylommatophora; Geomitridae.
GAGUUCCCUCAUAAGUAUAACAAUGAGCAUAAGAAGUUCCUAGCAGCCAAGGAGAGGAUGAAGAAAGAUCAGCAGCUUAAGAUUACUAAGCUCCUGCAGGAGUGGCAGGCAGCCCGUGAUCACGUGAAUGAGGUGAGGAAAUCUGACACUAAGACAGCUAACAGCAUGGCCAAGGAAAUCACUGAGCGCUUCCAGAACCUGUAUGCAGCAUACGAACAGGAAGAUGAAGCUGAGAAGGAGCAGUUGAUCGCUCUACACCUGCAACAUGUCCAGACAGGCUUGAACGAGAAGAAGAAAGAAGCAAUGGACAAAUAUUUGAAAGCCUUGGAUGAAGGAGAUGCUGCCGACAUCUCCAAGUACCUUCGAGGAUAUAUCAAAGCAGAAGAAAAGGACCGCUUGCACACCGUCAACCACUUUGAGCAUGUCAAAUAUUCAGCACCAAGUGAAGCUGCACACAUUCGUCCAUUCAUUGUCAACCAUCUGCACCUCUCUGAGCAGAGGAUUGAUCAGGCUCUGGAGAUGCUCAAACGGGACCCUGAGAUAGAGGCUAAAGUCAGGCCUGAAAUUGAUGAGUUCAUGAAGAGGUUUGAUGUGAUUGCCAACAGCAUCCGAGACAUUAUUCUGUCCCAGCCCAAGGUUGACCAGCAGGUGGACUCCACAAGCCAACAACCAGGUGAAACCACCAAUGCUAUCAACACUGACAGCGUGAACAGCAGUGAUGAAAGCAUGGAUGAGAGCAGCAAUGAUGAACUGGAUCCCAUCAGCCAAGAAGACCUGGAUGAUGAUGAGGAGAACAUUAGAGAGAAUGAGCACAGUUAUGAGAGGAAGAACAAUUUUGUUGCCCUCCAUAUGCAUGACACUCACCAUGUGAAGCAGGGCUUUGCUAGGUCAGCAGCCUCCAGCAGUCAAGUGGGAAGCACUGUGGGCAUUGUCCUGGGCAGCGUCAGCGUCUUUGUCAUCAUAAUUGUUGCCAUAGUCAUGUUACGUCGCAGCCAGUCAAAGCCGCCCGUGUCACAUGGUUAUGUUGAGGUUGACCCUUCAGCUUCACCAGAGGAAAGGCAUGUUGUGAACAUGCAGAUGAAUGGGUACGAGAAUCCCACCUACAAGUACUUUGAGGUAUAA